UUCCCAUUUUUCCGUGUUUUUGCAGCAAAACCGAUCAGUGGCCGCAGAAGUUGAUCAUGCAGCUCAUCCCACAGCAGCUCCUGACCACCCUGGGUCCCCUUUUCCGGAAUUCCCGGAUGGUUCAGUUCCAUUUCACCAACAAGGACCUGGAGUCGCUCAAGGGGCUCUACAGGAUCAUGGGCAACGGCUUCGCCGGCUGCGUGCACUUCCCUCACACGGCUCCCUGCGAGGUGCGGGUGCUGAUGCUGCUCUACUCCUCCAAGAAGAAAAUCUUCAUGGGCCUCAUCCCCAACGACCAGAGCGGCUUCGUCAACGGCAUCCGCCAGGUCAUCACCAACCACAAGCAGGUGCAGCAGCACAAGAUGGACCAGCAGCGUGGGGUGAGCCCCCCAAAAACACCCCAAAAAAACCCCUCAAAACCACCCCCAAAAUCCCGCAGGCCCUCAGGGAUUUCUCCUACCUUCAACCCUUUUAUGUGCUGGGUCGCUCUUUUCUUCCUUCACAAGUGCCGCCAUCUCCUUUUUGAGGUGGUGUUUCUGUCACCCCAUUCUUUUUUGGGGUGUUUUUGA
Cyanistes caeruleus (blue tit) is the source of this 569-nucleotide messenger RNA. The record is from RefSeq and is a predicted model, not a curated record. NCBI's taxonomy places the organism in Eukaryota, Metazoa, Chordata, Aves, Passeriformes, Paridae.